Funneliformis geosporum is the source of this 654-nucleotide messenger RNA. NCBI's taxonomy places the organism in Eukaryota, Fungi, Glomeromycota, Glomeromycetes, Glomerales, Glomeraceae. The record is from the annotation of a GenBank genome assembly.
AUGGAUAAACGAGAACAAUCUCAAAGAUUUAAUAAUGAUGUUAGUGAAAUUAUGCCAAAAAUCAAAAUAUUAUUACAAAAUGAUGAAUUCUUGGUUAUCGAUAAACCCUAUGAUGUUAGAAUAGAUGGUGAUACAUCGAAAGGACAUACAGGUUGUUACUGUUUGGCAUUAACAAAAAAAUCUGCCGGAAUAGCGAGUGUUGCUUUUGCUAAACGUAAAGUUGAUAAAUAUUAUUUGGCCAUUGUUAGAGGCUGGUUAAAAAAUGAUAGUUAUGUAGUUGAACAACCUAUUGCAGAAGUACCAAAUAAUAGAUAUCGAAUGAGUAUAGGUACAGAUGGUAAUCCAGGAAAGUCUGCAAAAACAGAAAUCAAAGUUCUCCUAACGUUAGUUAGUCUUCAUCCUAUUACAGGUAGAAGACACCAAUUAAGAUUACAUUGUCAAUUUUUAAAUCAUCCUAUUGUUGGUGAUUGGCAUUAUGAGAGACAAAUUAUGAAUUAUACCGACACUUGGCGUAUGAUGUUACAUGCUCAGAAAUUAGUUAUACCAUUAUAUAAAAAUGAUGAAGAAAAAGGAAGAAUUUUGGACGUAGAUGCCGGAGAUCCUUUUUCUGAAUUGGUUGUUGAAGAUUUAAGAAAUAAUGUUGUUGAAAAUUGA